Molecule: messenger RNA, 2056 nt
Organism: Folsomia candida
Lineage: Eukaryota; Metazoa; Arthropoda; Collembola; Entomobryomorpha; Isotomidae
Exons: 6
Coding region: 125-877 (250 amino acids)
Source: RefSeq, a predicted model, not a curated record
CCUAAACUUUUGAGAGAAAGAAAAGAGUGAGCGAGUCAUAGAGAAGGAGCGAGCCCUCAGUUCAAUCUCGGGCUGCUUCAUGAUCAUUAGUCGUUUUUUGUGUAGAUAUUUUUAAACGUAAGCCAUGAGUGAUCACUCUAACGACGAUGAUGAUGAUUUCGUCAACCCUCGCUCUUCCACAAAAGCAAAGACUCCAGAAACGCCAUCCACUUCCUCCAAACGGAAAUUAACCACUCCCACCAGUAGUAAGGCAAAAGCGCCAAAGCAGAAGAAGGUUGAUGACGACGACGACGAGGAUGAUGGAAAGGAGGAAGAAUUACCAAGUUUCAAAUAUCUCAAACUGGACUCGGAUGAUGAGGACGAUGAGGAAGAGCUUGUUUCGAAAAAUGAGUGGCGAAUGGUGGAGGGAGCAACGAGAUAUUUGAGAGGUCAACCUACCAGUCUCCCCGAACGAGGUUACGUGAAUAGGAAAAUUGAUCUGCGUGAAGAUAAGAACGACAUUGUGUGGUGGGCAAUUAGUAAGGCUAUGAAAACCUAUAAGAAGAUGUCGAAUAAGUCUGAAGAUGAAGGAGAUAACAAACUGCGAGAGUUCUUCUGCAAAUUGGCAAGAGAGGUUGAUCAGGAUCAGGAAAUGGGGUCACAGCAGUCGACCACUUCCAAUCUCACUCCUCUUACCCCCCCAAUUAUUACAGGGAAAUAUCCCCCUCUUACUGCUGCAGAGAGAUUGGUCGCAGAGACCAAGAUAAGACAAGCGGGGUCAGACGGAUUGGAGAUUCCUGGGACAACGUCUAGAGUAGCGUUUUCACCACCAUAUCAAAACCGGAAAUACGGGUUAUUCGUUCGUAUCGCUACAACUACAAAGUGUUUGUUUAUUUAAUUGCGUGCGAACAAUAUCCACCAUUAUGGACCCGAACCCAAAGUGCUACUUUCACAAAGGAGAACAAAUUGGUUUCGUUUUGGCCCAGUUUACGGAUGGGGCCAAUAAGAAGAAUGACGUCAUCCUCCAUGUCAUUUCCUCUUUCAAGUAUAUUCAUGGGGAUAAUGAGGGGAGAUCACAAAACGCAACACGGUCAAUCAUCCUUCAGAAUCUGACGAAAUCCGAAUUGCCGUGGAAAUCAUACUCUAAAGAACGUGAAGCAGCCAAAAAACCAGCCGCAGAACUAGUUGAAAUACAGGAUCGUCGCCUAUACUUUGAUGAUGAAGACGAAAUGAUGAAAGUUUACGCAGCACGCCAGACUACGACACUCUUUCAACUACUUUUAUGGCCGGAUACUACAAUCAAAAUAAUAUGUCUCAACCUAGACAUUAAUCUUCCUAAUGGUGCGUAUAAGGAGUUGGUGGAGGAGAUGGAUCUUUGUGGUCUGGAAUUGAAGAUUCACGAUAAAUUGUCACCAUCAGCAGCAGCAGCAAUUGAUUUAGAAGCAGGUGAACAGAUUCCAUAUCUCUUACAUGCAAAACAUCGUGAAAAUAUUGGGGCAUUGUUGACGAGAGGAAGAAAGGAGAAUAAAGAGAAGGUUGCUGCAUUAUACUUUGUCUCCAAUCCCCACAUAAUUUAUGCUGGUCAAGCACUGAAUAGUAACGUGCAUACAAAGAAUUUGUAUGGAGACCCUGUACUUGUUUACAAAACUAACAAGCCCUCCACCCACCCGGAGCACAAGUUGGUCCCAGUAGGACUUGUUCGUGAAGAGGAGCGAUACAAAUGGGAAUGUCAUCUCCACAUUUGUGCCUUAAUAGCAUCUCUUCUAAAACUUAAGAAUUGUAUAACUCCAGACGAUUUUUCUGCCCAGUCUCACCCUCUUUGCAUAAAUAAGAAGAUCAAUUCAAGUUAUGUAGAUAAAAAGUCAUGGGGAAUUGUUCAUGGAAUUAUGAUGGAAAAGUUUUUAGUUGAUGUGUACCUAGGACCCAGGACGUCCGACUAGUAGUAAUGUUUAUGAUAAAUUGUAAUUUUUAAAACAGUUUCAUAUGAAUUGGUUUUCGGGUCUUUGAAGAUGAGAUAUUGAAGUGUAAAUAAAUGAAUUUAAUUGUUUUUACCGUAAUAAAUGGAAUGUAAACUGAA